AUGAUCGCCAUGCAAUUUGCGUUUCCGAGGAGGAGGGCUCCCAACCAACGAACACUCGGUGGCCCGGGUUCGACAGGAGAUGCAAGCGUCGUCGUCGCGGGAAUCCCUGUCGACGGAGAUCCAAAGGAAUCCGGUGUGUCGAAGCCGCUGUUAUUGAAGCUUCCAGAAUAUGUGUCAGUGUGGAUGUUGCCAGGACGGCCAUUCGUCGAGAAGCGUGUGGGUUUGGGUGCAAUGGCUAUGGGAGCCGUCCGGGAGAUGGCGCUUGGUAUCGACAUAUUGAAGGUCGAGAGGGAGAAACAAGGCCGGCAGCCACAAAUACCGCGCUUCGACCUGGGCCCGGCAGCAGGUGUGAGCGAUUACCUUGCCCAGGGUAUGUCGAGACACGGGGCUCAGAAAGAUCCGCUUAUCACCGCUACAAUGGGCGCACAAGAUGCGGGUUGCUAUACAGUGCCCCGGCUAUACCGCCCUGUCCGUGGACUGCGAUAUCUUGUGGGUAUCGAGAAUGGACAAGUGCCGUGCUCCGCGGGCAUCAACUUGGUAAAAAAUGAGAGCGAGCCCUCGUGGAAACUUCGUGUAGAGAGGACCUGA
This is a messenger RNA of Diaporthe amygdali, 588 nucleotides long. Its product is annotated as transcription factor TamA. The record is from RefSeq and is a predicted model, not a curated record. Lineage: Eukaryota; Fungi; Ascomycota; Sordariomycetes; Diaporthales; Diaporthaceae. The coding region runs from base 1 to 588 and encodes 195 amino acids. The transcript has 4 exons.